Lindgomyces ingoldianus is the source of this 3493-nucleotide messenger RNA. Its product is annotated as PMT-domain-containing protein. Gene Ontology annotation, molecular function: dolichyl-phosphate-mannose-protein mannosyltransferase activity. Bases 198 to 3104 code for a protein of 968 amino acids. Gene Ontology annotation, cellular component: membrane; endoplasmic reticulum. The record is from RefSeq and is a predicted model, not a curated record. Lineage: Eukaryota; Fungi; Ascomycota; Dothideomycetes; Pleosporales; Lindgomycetaceae. Gene Ontology annotation, biological process: protein O-linked glycosylation via mannose. The transcript is spliced from 6 exons.
UGCACACCAAAGACAGAAUCUCUUUUGGCCCCUGGCCACCACCAAUUCACCCUCACGCUCUGUCGCCCCCCCCCCACAAUUACCAUCCUAACCUUUCUUACUCUCGUUAACUCCUCUUUGCUCCCGAGGGCAUUCGUCAUAUUUGAACAUCUCACGCCGCACAUCUCGAGGACACCUUUCCUUGACAGUCCGCCGCUAUGGCGAACCGAACAGCCCAUAACCCCAUUCUGCUCGAGAAAAAAGAUGCGCGGCAGUCAGGAAAGUCGCCCUCACGGUCGCCAGGCCCUCAGGGGAGGAAGCACCAGCAGCACCAGCAGCCUCAGCAGCACAAGCAGAAGCCCUCUGGAUACACUUCCCAGGGCGUGACGGACCACGAUAUUUUUAAUCUUCCGGGCUCCGACUGGCAGCUACUGGGGCUGUUGACCGUCGUGGCAGCUGUGGUCCGUCUCUUCAGGAUAUAUCAGCCGAGCAGCGUUGUCUUCGAUGAGGUCCAUUUCGGCGGAUUUGCAUCAAAGUACAUAAAGGGCCGCUUCUUCAUGGACGUUCAUCCUCCCCUCGCAAAAAUGUUGAUCACGCUGGCUGGUUGGUUGGCUGGAUUUGAUGGCGAGUUCGACUUCAAGGACAUUGGAAAAGAUUACCUUGAGCCCGGUGUCCCCUAUGUUUCCAUGCGCUUGUUGCCUGCCCUUUGUGGUAUUGCGACUAUCCCGACCAUGUUUCUUACCCUCAAGGCUGCGGGCUGUCGAACAACUACGGCUGUGCUUGGCGCCGGCCUUGUCAUAUUUGAUAAUGCGCUCGUCACCCAGUCCCGGCUGAUUCUCCUCGACUCGCCCCUCGUUAUAUUCACUGCCAUCACCGCCCUGGCAUGGACAAGCUUCACAAACCAGCACGAACAGGGCCCGUUGAAGGCCUUCCAGCCGUCGUGGUGGUUCUGGCUGGCUGCCACCGGUGUUGGGCUUGGAGCUACCGUGAGCGUGAAGUGGGUUGGCUUGUUUACGAUCGCUUGGGUCGGCAGCUUGACCCUCCUUCAACUGUGGGUGUUGCUUGGAGACACUAAGAACGUCACUCCUCGCCUCUGGUUCAAGCACUUCUUCGCCCGUCUUUUCUGCCUGGUUGUCAUUCCCCUAACCUUCUAUAUGGCCAUGUUCGGUAUUCAUUUCAUCUGCCUCGUCAACCCCGGCGAUGGUGAUGGGUUCAUGUCGUCCGAGUUUCAGGCCACUCUCAACUCCAAAGGAAUGCAGGAUGUGGCGGCGGACAUUGCGUUCGGCAGCCGAAUCUCCCUUCGUCAUCACAAUACCCAAGGCGGCUAUCUUCACUCCCAUAGCCAUAUGUAUCCAACCGGUAGCAAACAGCAACAGAUCACGCUUUACCCGCACAAGGACGAAAACAAUGUCUGGAUUUUGGAAAACCAGACCCUACCCGAAGUUCUUGACGGCCCCAAGCCAGAAGGCCCCAAGGCGUGGGACAACAUGGGCCCAAUCUUCAUUGAGGACGGCGCAGUUCUUCGACUUUACCACAUUACGACUGACCGACGUCUUCAUUCUCAUGAUGUUAGGGCCCCAGUUACCGAGGCAGAUUGGCAAAACGAAGUAUCGGCAUAUGGAUAUGAAGGCUUCGAGGGAGAUGCGAAUGACCUGUUCCGUGUCGAAAUCGUCAAGUCAAUGUCUGACGGCGCGGAGGCGAAGAAACGCUUGAGGACCAUUGAGACUAAAUUCAGGCUUGUCCAUCUCAUGACAGGGUGUGUGCUGUUUUCCCACAAGGUCAAGCUCCCAGAUUGGGCGUAUGAGCAACAAGAGGUCACAUGCGCUCGCGGAGGCACUCUACCCAACAGCGUUUGGUAUAUUGAAGCCAAUGCCCACCCACUGCUUAAGGAAGACGCCGAGAAAGUCAACUAUCGCAACCCUGGAUUCUUCGGUAAAUUCUGGGAGCUCCAGAAGGUCAUGUGGCGGACAAAUGCUGGCCUGGUUGAAUCUCACGCUUGGGACUCCCGGCCUCCUUCAUGGCCAGUGCUCCGCCGAGGUAUCAACUUUUGGGGUAAAGAUAACCGCCAAAUCUACCUCAUCGGUAAUCCAGUUAUUUGGUGGAGCUCCACUGCAGUCAUUGGUCUCUACCUCGCAAUCAAGGGCUUCGCGAUCCUCCGAUGGCAGCGUGGGUUCAAGGACUACUCCAACGUCACCUUCAAACGCUUCGACUACGAGAUUGGGAUGUCCAUACUUGGAUGGGCUUUCCAUUAUUUCCCAUUCUACCUUAUGGCUCGUCAAUUGUUCUUACAUCACUACCUUCCGGCUCUGUAUUUUGCCAUCAUGGCGCUGUGUCAGAUGUAUGACUUUAUCAGCUAUCGAUUCAGCGCUCUUGGUCUCAAGCAAUAUCCUGCCAUAGGCCAAGCCGGUGCUGUCGCAUUCUUAGCCCUGACAAUCACCGUCUUUACAAUCUUCUCUCCGCUUGCCUAUGGUAAUGCAUGGACACGGGAUCAGUGCAACAGCGUGAAGCUGUUUGGCACCUGGGACUGGGACUGCAACACUUUCCAUACUUCUUAUGAUCAAUAUAACACACAACAAGUCGUCGCAUCCAUCUCCGCGCCUUCUUCUGCAGCUCCACCCCCACCUCCUCCCCCUCCUCCUGCCGUCCAACACGAAGAAAAGAAGCCCGAGGAACCCAUUGUCUCCGCAAAACCCUCCUACUCCCCUCCCCUAGGAAAAGAACUUCCCAUCCUCUCAAAAGAGGAACGCAUCGAGUACCGCGACGAAAACGGCCGCAUCCUUAACGAAGAAGAAGUUGCGGCGCUUGCCGGCAAAGUCAGCUUCAAGACAAGGUACGAGACGCGCACGCGCAUCGUCGACGCGCAAGGAAAUGAGAUCCACGAGGCGCUUGUAGAUGCGAGAGUUGUGGAGGGUGAGCAGGGUGGCAAGGGUGUGGCGCCACCGCAUCCAGACGCUGAGGGUAGGAAUCCAGAGACGAAGGAGAAGGGGGAGGUGGAAGCUAGUGAGGCGCCGCCGACGGUUGAAGCGAAAGAUGAUCAGGCGAAGGAGAGGAGCGUGGAUGAGAAGCAGAAGAAGGGGGCGAAGCCGGCAAGUGAGGCCAAGGCGGCGACGCAACAGCAGGGGUAAUUUGUUUUGUGACAUAGAAGAGAUGGGAGAACCGAAUAGUUGAAGGAGGAUAGUCAGGGGUGUGGCAUUUUAGACGGCGUGGAUCGAUUGGGUCUGUCUGGUCUGGGUCUAUUACGAAAAGAGGAAAAGAAGAUUUUUAAUCUCUUUUAUUACUUUCUUUUUCUUUGGCUUUUGUACGAUAGGGUACCACCGUUGUUUGGCUUUAGUGCUCGCAGCAAGGCAGGCAGGUGGGCAGGCGAGGCGUAGCAAUGGAUAAAUGUCCUUCUAAAGUAUGAUGGGAAUUGCGGGUUUCACAGAGUCAUAUAUGCAACUUACCACUCUACCCACUCUUCAUGGAGAACAUCUGAGAUUUUAGGUCUUUUAAGUGGUGGAUAUGGCUUUGGGACGAU